AUGGUGAAUGAGGUCCAGAUACAGGUACCUGUGAAAAACGACUCCGAACACGCUGUGGAAGUGCAAGCUAAUGACAUACUCGCCAGACGGGCAGUAGUAGCACAAUUUCCGCAGGUGAAAGCGGAGCCGCUUAACCGUCCACUUACGUACGACGACAUCCGGAAACCGGAGUGUUUGAACACAGAGCAACAAACCGAGUUACUCAACCUCGUAAACGAGUACAGGAGCUGCUUUGCAUUAAAUAUGAGCGAAUUAGGGUGCACUGACCUAGGCACCAUGGAUAUCACCAUCAAACCAGGGAGCGAACCGUUUGCCGCCAAGCCAUACCGUGUAUCUAGGAACGAGAGGGAAGAAAUCCAACGUCACGUCCAGGUAUGGAAAGAUCACGGUAUUGUCGAAGAUUCGACUUCAGCCUAUGCUGCGCCGGUACUUCUAGUGCGUAAGAAGUCAGGGGAGUCGAGGUUAGUCGUGGACUAUCGACGGUUAAACGAUCAAACAGUGAAACAGGUCUACCCCCUACCAAACAUUGAUGACUUAUUGGAACAAAUGGCAGGUUACCGAAUGUUUACCGUAUUAGACCUGGCCCACGCCUACUUGCAAAUUCCAUUGACUGACGCUGCGAAACCAUUGACUAGCUUCAUCACACCAGAUGGAACAGGUCAAUUUACUCGCAUGGUAUUCGGGUUGAAAAAUGCCCCGUUUGAAUUUACCAAGGUGAUGGACCGAGCUAUAGGACGAUUGAAGAAUCGAAUAGUCAUAAAUUACUUCGAUGACUACUUCAUUCCUGCCAGGGACUGGGAGGAAAUGAAGGAACGCCUACGUCAAGUUCUAGAAGCACUCGUUGCCGCGAAGCUAACAUUACGGCCAACCAAAUGUAUAUUUGCUGUGAAAAGUAUAGAAUGUCUGGGCUUUGAAUUAUCAGCUGAUGGAGUACGUCCCGGAGUAGUGAAGCUGAGGGCAAUUGAAGAGUUCCCAAAACCCAAAAACAAACAUGAAGUUCGUCGCUUCAUGGGUCUAGCUAGUUUCUUUCGACGCUUCGUACCGAAAUUUGCAGAAAAGGCACGACCAAUUACUGAACUGACAAGGAAGGAAACAAAGUUCAAAUGGGGACCAGAACAACAGAGUGCAUUUGAACAGAUUAAGUUAGAUUUACUUAGUGAACCAGUACUGCAAUUGUUUGAUGCUACCAGGCCGACUGAGUUACAUACAGAUGCAUCUUGUAACGGACUGGCUGGCAUGCUGUUGCAGAGAGACGAGUCUGGAGAGCUACGUCUAGUGCACUGCUACAGUAAAAAAACCAGUGAGACGGAACGUCGCUACCACUCAAGUAAGCUGGAGCUCAUGGCGAUCGUGUGGGCCCUUGACAGGAUGCGCUCUUGGCUAAUUGGGGUACACGUCAUUAUCAUUACUGAUUGUCAAGCACUUGUCUACAUGAAUAGUCUUAAGUCGACCAACUCUCAGAUAACUCGUUGGUUUGACCUGAUCCAAGAAUUUGACGUGGAGGUGAGACAUCGUGCCGGGACAGCUAUGUCACAUGUGGACGCUCUCAGUCGAGCCCCUACUGAAGACAGCUCAGAUACAUUGGACGACCUGAUCACUGAACGAUUGGAAGUAUGUGUAGCUGUAACUGAAGAAGAGUAUGUCAAAGGGAUGCAGUACAGUGAUCCAGAACUACGAGAGAUCAUUGAAUCUCUAAAACAGGCGACAGCUAGUAAAAUAACAACCCAAAAUUAUAAAUUAAUUAAUGGUUUAUUGUAUAGAUUGGUGCAGUCAGCAACAGGACCCCGAAAGCUCUGGAUGGUUCCUAAGAGAAUGAGGAAAAGUCUAGUGGUCAAAUUCCACGACCUCAGCGGGCACUUUGCCGUCUCCAGGAUGAUGGAGCGCUAUUAUUUUCCACGUAUGAGAAUAUACGUAAAAGCUCAUAUCAAUAUGUGUCCAGAGUGUGCAAUAUAUAAGAAGUUGCGAGGGAGACAAGCGGGCAUGCUACACCCUAUAACUCCUGGUAAUCGCCCUUUUGAAACAGUCAACAUAGAUCACCUGGGACCAUUUCCAGUAAGUUCUAAGGGAAAUGCUUAUAUUUUAGUGCUGGUAGACAACUAUUAG
This is a messenger RNA of Macrosiphum euphorbiae (potato aphid), 2103 nucleotides long. The record is from the annotation of a GenBank genome assembly. Lineage: Eukaryota; Metazoa; Arthropoda; Insecta; Hemiptera; Aphididae.